Molecule: messenger RNA, 1728 nt
Organism: Amphiprion ocellaris (clown anemonefish)
Lineage: Eukaryota; Metazoa; Chordata; Actinopteri; Pomacentridae
Gene: mtrf1
Product: mitochondrial translational release factor 1
Exons: 14
Coding region: 710-1564 (284 amino acids)
Biological process (GO): translational termination
Molecular function (GO): translation release factor activity
Source: RefSeq, a predicted model, not a curated record
CUUGUUUCCUGUCACAUGCACCCACGUGCUCAAUCACUUUGAAUCCAAGUCAGCUGCUGCCACGUCCGGCCUGAACAUCCAGAGUCGAGUCGGGCUCCAGGCAGCAGCCGGCGACACGUGGAGCCGACAUCAGCAGGAAGAAACUACCGACAGCAGCAAGAAAAGAGGGAAACCUGCUGCCUGAGUGAAGAGGACACUAAAAACCAUAAUUUCAGGCCUGUCCUUUCUGAGAGGAUGUUUCGGGCACUUUGAGUAGAGGAGGCCUGAGGCUGAGUGGCGUCAACAGGACAGAGCAGAGGUUCUGUCAGCCUGAGAACAUGCUAAUGAGCAUCCGGACCAGCGCUUUCUUCUCCUCCAGCUUUUUAUGAGCGUCUGUUUGGCUCGCUGCAUACAAAACAGCAGCUCUGUGACCCUCCAUCUUCUUUCGUUGCUCCAACUCUCCUUCCAGCAUCAGGAAUUCCCUCACUUUAGAUCUCAGCUCCUGCUCUGCCACCUCGCCUUUGCCCUCAACAUCUGACAGCGUUGCCUGGAAAAGGAGGCACAGGCCUCUGUCUGGACGUAGCUAUGGUGACUGACAUCCUCCACUGCUUUGGUUAAUGAACACUCAGGUUCAGCUGGCUCCAAAGAUGAUGAGGAUGAACACCUGACCCAGCUGUUGAAAGAAGAGGAAGCAGAAAUCUCGAGCAAGAUUUUAGCAUUAAGGAAAGAGAUGAUCAAAGCUCUUGUCCCCACUGACCCUCUUGACUCGAGUAAUAUUCUGCUGGAGGUAGUAUCAGGACGAACGACGGGAGGUGACAUCUGUCAGCAGUUCACCAGAGAAAUGUUUGACAUGUACCAGGGUUUUGCCUAUUACAAAAAUUGGGACUUUGAGGUUUUGAACUACACACCUGCCGAGUACGGUGGUUUGCACCAUGCAGCUGUGAGAAUCGCUGGAGAGAACGUGUACAGACAUCUGAAGCAUGAAGGAGGAACACACCGGGUGCAGAGGAUCCCUGAGGUUGGCCUCUCCUCCAGGAUGCAGCGCAUCCACACGGGAACCAUGACUGUCAUCAUCCUGCCUCAGCCAGUGGAGUUUGACGUUCACAUUGAUCCAAAAGAUCUUCGCAUCGACACGUUCAGAUCUCGAGGCGCUGGGGGCCAAAGUGUCAACACAACAGACAGUGCAGUGCGGAUAGUUCAUCUUCCUACAGGUAUAACUGCUGAGUGUCAGCAGACUCGCUCUCAGCUGCAAAACAGAGACACGGCCAUGCGUGUGCUGAGGGCCAGACUCUACCAGGGCAUGAUGGGAAAAGAGGUCGAGCAGAGGGAUACGGCACGAAAGCAGCAGGUGGGCUCACGCUCUCAGUCGGAGAGGAUUCGUACCUACAACUUCAGCCAGGAUCGUGUCACAGAUCACCGCACUGGAUACGUCACCAGAGAUAUCAAGGAGUUCAUGAAAGGAGGAGAAGCUCUCGAUGAUCUGAUCUCUGAUGUGCAUGAACACACCGAGAGGGAGGCUGUGAUGGAGGCGGUGGAGAGCAGCGUCCGUCUGAAACGACCAGAUUCUGGACGAUCUGGAGAGUAACAGCCACCGCAACUUACCAAACAUACAGCACAUUAUUUGGUGACUAGACACCUGACAACAUUAAUGGUGCAAUUGUGUAUUAGCCAUACUGUAAAUGGUGCAAUGUAAGACAACCUGCAGACAUAUUUAAGAGGUUUUAUUUUUGUAAUAAAACUUAACUUCUA